Pieris napi is the source of this 1127-nucleotide messenger RNA. Its product is annotated as aldo-keto reductase AKR2E4-like. The transcript is spliced from 8 exons. Gene Ontology annotation, cellular component: cytosol. The record is from RefSeq and is a predicted model, not a curated record. Bases 5 to 1090 code for a protein of 361 amino acids. NCBI's taxonomy places the organism in Eukaryota, Metazoa, Arthropoda, Insecta, Lepidoptera, Pieridae. Gene Ontology annotation, molecular function: aldose reductase (NADPH) activity.
UUACAUGUUAUUCUUUGACAAAAUAUUCAUCAGAGGUCAGUGUAUUCACUGUAUUGUAACUCAUUUGUUUGAAUGGUCGUGUAAUAUGUUGUAUUUAAUUUUAUUAUUGUGUUUGCGAAGUGUUCUUUGUGUGGCGACCGGCUCUCCAGGUCUGGCUCCAGCGGUUAGGCUGAACGAUGGGAAUCUUAUGCCCACAUUUGGACUUGGCACCUGGCUUGGUGUGACUCCAGAAGGGCUACUAGCUGAAGUGCAAGAUGACUCCAUAGAGAAGGCUGUUGAAGACGCCAUAGAUGUUGGAUACCGACACAUAGACACUGCUGCUCUCUACAACACAGAGCCACAGGUUGGUCGAGGUAUUCAUAAGAAAAUAGCGGACGGUGCCCUCACAAGGGAGGAGAUUUUUGUCACUACGAAGCUCUGGAACGACCAGCAUGCAAAGGAAAAAGUGGUGCCAGCUUUGAAGCACUCGCUUCAGCAGCUCAAUAUGAGCUAUGUGGACCUGUAUCUCAUACAUUUCCCGGUUGGAACUAUUAGCAAAUUUACACCAGAUUUAACGGACUACCUGGAGACGUGGUAUGGAAUGAUUGAAGCCCAGAAACAGGGACUCACGAGGUCUAUCGGAGUCUCCAAUUUCAAUCAAGAUAUGAUCGAGAGACUCGUCAGAGAGACUAGUGUUGUUCCGGCAGUCUUACAAGUCGAGAUACAUCUAAACCUUCAACAACCAUCACUUCUGGAGUUCUGUCGCCAGCGUGGUAUAGCUGUUAUGGGUUAUACGCCAUUCGGGCCCCUAUUCCCCGGUAAAGCCAGCCCAGGUGCCCCUCCGCCGCGCGUCGACGAUCCUGCCCUGGUUGAAAUGGCUCGGAAGUAUAAGAAAACUGUACCCCAAGUUGUAUUAAGAUAUCUGUAUGAACUGGGUGUGGUACCAAUACCGAAGUCAGUGAAACGUUCCCGCAUACAACAGAACAUCGAGAUAUUCGACUUCGCAAUAGAGGAGGCGGAUAAGCGACUCCUGCGCAGCUACGACGCGAACUAUCGCCUAACAUCUAUGCCGUUUUGGAAGAACCAUCCUUACUACCCAUUUCACUCCUAAAAUGCGUUUUUAAUUAAAUAAAGCGUUUACAAAACAA